UGAGAGAGAGGAGGGGACUACUGCUUCUAAAAUGAGUCUCUCUGGUGAGAGAGAGGAGGGGACUACUGCUUCUAAAAUUAGCCUCUCUGGGGAGAGAGGGGAGGAGACCACUGCCUCUAAAAUGACUCAAGACACCAGUUCUAAGAGUGUCCAGAAGCCCAGAGCAGAGUCACCUACAACCAGCCUGCUAUCAAUGAAGAGUGAUCAGACACCUGCUUUCAGCCAGGAACCAUUACAAGAUGACAAUAAGGAAGUGGAGAGUUUGGACAGUGAGGAUGCAUUAAAGAUCACACACAACCUUCUGGACAGAAGAAGUCAAACUCUGCUGACAGUCCAACAAGACAUUAAGGCUAAACUGAAACACAAGUAUCAACACAUAUCUGAAGGAAUUGGACACCAUGGAAACCAAAGUCUGUUCAAGGACAUCUACACAGAGCUCUACAUCACAGAGGGUGGAAGUGGAGGGCUCAAUAAUGAACAUGAGGUUAGACAGAUAGAGAUGGCAUCCAAGAAACAAACCACACAAGAGACAUCAAUCAAAUGCAACGACAUCUUCAAGCCUUUACCUGGACAAGACAAACCUAUCAGAACUGUGCUGACAAAAGGAAUCGCUGGCAUUGGAAAAACAGUCUCUGUGCAGAAGGUCAUCCUUGACUGGGCAGAGGGAAAAGCAAAUCAGGACGUUCAUUUCAUGUUUCCUCUUCCUUUCCGUGAUCUGAACCUGAAAAAGGAGCAAUACAGUCUGAUGCAACUUCUUUCCUACUACUUCUCAGAGCUGAAAGAGAUUGACAGCAUUGAAGAUGGUGAAACCAAAACUGUUUUCAUUUUUGAUGGUCUGGAUGAGUGUCGACUUCCUCUAGACUUCAAAAACAAUGAGAAAUGCUGUGAUGUCACGAAGCCAACCUCAGUGGACGUGCUGCUGACAAACCUCAUCAAGAGGAAUCUGCUUCCCUCUGCUCUCCUCUGGGUAACCUCAAGGCCUGCAGCAGCCAAUCAGAUCCCUCCUGAGUGUGUUGACCAGGUGACAGAGGUACGAGGGUUCAAUGAUCCACAGAAGGAGGAGUAUUUCAGGAAGAAAAUCACAGAUCAGAAUAUGGCCAAUGAUAUCAUCAAACACAUGAAGACAUCAAGGAGCCUCCACAUCAUGUGCCACAUGCCAGUCUUCUGUUGGAUAUCAGCCACUGUCCUUGAGAUGAUACUGAAAGAGGCAUGGAAGGAUGAAGUCCCCAAAACUCUGACCCAGAUGUACUCACACUUCAUACUCAUCCAAAUCAUCGUGAAGAACAGGAAGUACAACAAAGCCACAGAGACAAACCCAAAGGAACUGUCUCAGUCAGACAAAGAGAUGAUCCUGAAACUGGCAAAGCUGGCUUUCCAACAGCUGCAGAAGGGCAACCUGAUCUUCUAUGAGGAGGACCUGAGAGAGUGUGGCCUUGAUGUCACAGAGGCAUCAGAGUACUCAGCAUUGUGUACAGAGAUCUUUAAAGAAGAAUCUGGGCUGUACCAAGAGAAGGUCUACAGCUUUCUGCAUCUGAGCAUUCAGGAGUUUCUAGCAGCAGUGCAUGCUUUAGAAUCAUGUCUGGGCAAGAAGGAAAAUGUUUUCUCCCCCAAAGCAGUCACUAGUGAUGAUGAUGAUGAAGAUAAGGAGUCAAUCAUAAAAGCAGUCACUAGUGAUGAUGAAGAAGAGUCAAUCAUAAAAGCAGUCACUAGUGAUGAUGAAGAGGAGUCAAUCAUAAAAGCAGUCACUAGUGAUGAUGAAGAGGAGUCAAUCAUAAAAGCAAUCACUAGUUAUGAUGAAGAGGAGUCAAUCAUAAAAGCAGUCACUAGUGAUGAUGAAGAGGAGUCAAUCAUAAAAGCAGUCACUAGUGAUGAUGAAGAGGAGUCAAUCAUAAAAGCAGUCACUAGUUAUGAUGAAGAGAAGGAGUCAAUCAUAAAAGCAGUCACUAGUUAUGAUGAUGACGAUUACUGUGAUUAUGGUGAUGAUGAUUACAAUCAUGAUGAAGACGAGAAGGAUGAUGAAGAGGAGUCAAUCCAGUUGUCUGACUUACACAGUAGAGCAGUGGACCAGGCCUUAAAGAGUAAGAAUGGACACCUGGACCUGUUCCUCCGCUUCCUUCUGGGUCUCUCACUGGAGUCCAAUCAGAAUCUGUUACGAGGCCUUCUGACACAGACAGGAAGUACAACACAGACCAAUGAGGAAACAGUUGAGAGAACAGUUGAGUACCUUUCAGAUAAGAUCGUGGAGGAAUCCUCACCAGAAAGGAUCAUCAACUUGUUCCACUGUCUGAAUGAACUUGGUGACAACUCUCUAGUUGAAGACAUGCAGAGCUCCCUGCGAUCAGGAACUCUUUCAGAAACAAGACUUAAACCUGACCAAUGUUCAGCCCUGGCCUACCUGUUACUGAUGUCAGAGGAGGUGCUGGAGGAGUUUGACCUGAAGACAUACACCACAUCAGAGGAAGGUUAUCAGAGGUUGCUGCCGGUAGUGAAAACCUGCAAGAGAGCACUGUAA
This is a messenger RNA of Salvelinus fontinalis (brook trout), 2512 nucleotides long. RefSeq names its product protein NLRC3-like. The record is from RefSeq and is a predicted model, not a curated record. Lineage: Eukaryota; Metazoa; Chordata; Actinopteri; Salmoniformes; Salmonidae. The coding region runs from base 32 to 2512 and encodes 826 amino acids. The transcript has 3 exons.